AUGCCGCACAAGCAAGGAAGAAGAAGCAUCGCCGAUCAGAAGGGCAGCAGCACAACAGCCCCUUCCAGGCAGGUGGCAGGGACGGGCCCCACCGCCCUCGCACUGGCCGAGGGGCAGCGCAAGGCCGAAAAGGCUGAACGCAAGCGAGUCCGUGCGGAGCGGAGGGAAAAGCGCAAGAGCAAGCGCGAAGCCAAGGCCGCGCGCCGCGAGAGCCAGGGACAUGCCGAGUCGUUGCAAGCCGCAGCCAGCAGCGACGCCGAGCCCUCCGAGCCCCCGACACCCAAGAAGCCCAAGGAGAAGAAACGCAAGUCGGAGGCCGUUGAGCAGCAGGUCGACACGUCGCACGCUGCCGCACCUACCGCGCCCUUCGAGCUCUUCAGCGCCGGCGUGCGCGUAGGCUCUGGAGGGGUUGACGCGCGCCCGGAGAAGAAAAAGAAGAAGGACAAGGAGGAGAAGCGCAAGAGCACGCCUGCCGGACCAUCCCACCAGCCGGAACCGGAAACGAUCACCGACUGGCGCUUCGACUCGCCCCCAACAUCGGCGCUCCGCGGCACAUUAGAGGACGACGAUGCGCCGCCGUUCAGCCUCGGGGCAGCUUCCGCAGCGCCGGCACGUCCUGGCUUCGGCGGUCACAGGCCUCGGGCGAGCGAGCCGGUCCGCGUCGCCGAGCCGCUGCUUCGCGCGCGCACGUACUGGGAGCCGAGGCAGUCUCUUCCGGCACAAGCCAACAAGGAGAGCGAUGAGGAGCUCGAGCUUCCCGCUGUUACGAAGGUUGCCGAGAAGCAGGCGACUAGGGACAAGGGCAAGGGCAAGGAGAAGGCUGCCGACGCGGCCAAGUCGACCACCGUACCCGCUGUGUCCGAGAUUGUCACUGCCGCCCCUCAGGAGAAGACAAAGGGCAAGGAGAAGGCUACCGCCAAGGGGAAGGAGAAGGCCGUCGACAAGGGCAAGGAGAACGAGGUGCCCGAGAUGAUCGAGGCGCCGGAGACGGUGAGCGCACCGGUGAUCCCGGAGAGAGGCAGAAGGAAGGUCGUCGAGUCUGCCGCGGCGAAGGCUACGGACAAGGCCGCACCCGUCGAGAAGGUGCAGCGCGCUACAAGAGGCAGAAACAUCGCCGCAGAUGUCGUCCCCUCGAGCCAACCUUCAGAGCGUGAGGAGGCCGAGGUCGCUCUGCCCACCGUCGCGACUCCGGCCGAGCCCCCGACUCCCCGGACUACACGCAGAACGGUGGCCGCUGCAGCUUCCGCGUCAGCACCUCCGGCGGCGGCUGGACCAGUCGGCAAAGUUGUCAGGACCAAGAGCUUGAGCGGUGCUCAGCGCGGCGCACCGACCUACGUUCCGCCCGAAGUCGCUGCCGAGGUCGCCACCAUCACCGACGUCGACGUCUUCGCUAAGCGCCAGACUGCACGCUUCUACCUUACGGUUCCCGGAGCCAACGACAAGGUGUCGUUCGAGCCGGCACUGGGCAAGCGUACCCGCGAGAAGCAGCAGACGGACGAUGAACUCCGCUCCCUGCUCGCCAACGAGGAAGAUAUGUUCGACUUUUUGGCGUCCAAGUGGAUGUCGAUUGCAGAGCUGCAGCGCCUCGAAGCGGAAGGCAUUCUAAAAUACCGGCGUGGCAAGUUCCUGCAAUCUGAGCUGGCUGCCAUUCACAGCGGUCUCGAGGCUUUCCGAAGGGAAAACAAUCUCGACCGUGAAGGCCUCCGGGAGAUCAUUCUAGGCAAGGGGUUGCAGAGUGAGCGCGCCAAGUAUCCUCGAUUCUUCCCCGAGAUUGCGCGAUUGUGCCCCGGCCGCCCUGUCCGCUACGUCAAGGAGUGCAUCAAGCGUCUAUAUGAUCCGCGUGCUCACAAGGGCCCUUGGACCGAAGCGGAGGACAGAGAGCUCCUUCGACUUUACGAGGCACACCCCCGUCAGUGGGUCACGAUCGCCGAGACGAUCGGCCGCACAGAGACCGACUGCCGUGAUCGCUACGAUGGCCAGCUUAUGUUCAAGGGCAAGAUUGAGCAGGGCGCGUGGAGUGCCGAGGAGUCGCAGAAGCUCGUCGAGAUUAUCACCGCAGUGCACGCCGAGCUUGGCUGGGACCUCUCUGCCCGGGACACUCCCUGGGAGGUGGUUUCGCAGCGCUUCGGCGGAACGCGUAGUGCCACACAGUGCCGGAAGAAAUGGGCAGACCACCUCAGCACUCGUGUCAUCAACGGCAAGAUCCUCGACAAGGCCAGCGUCGACCCAGCGCUGGUGAUCAAGACUCUCCGUGAUCUCGACCUCCACCACGAGUACGACAUCAACUGGCCUGAUGUGCUCAAGGUACUGCCUGUGGGCUACACUCUUGUGCAUGUGCGCGGACAAUGGGAUCGCUGGGCACGAUCGGCUGGCGGCGAGACACGCGCUCAGCUGUCCUUGUCUGAACUCCUCAACCGAAUCGAGAAGUUGUACGAGCCCCGAGGCGAACUCACUCUCAGCGAUGAGCGCCAAGUGAAGAAGAGGGCCACUCGCGAGAAGAACAAGGAGACGGGCCAGGGAACGGAGGCCGAGGAGGGCAGACGCCAGCGCAAGGAGGAUCCCGCUGCCGUGGCCGAGAAGCAGGCGGCUGCAGAGGCCAAGGCUGCGGCUGCAGAGGCCAAGGCGGCUGCAACUGCCGAGCGGAAGAGGCUGGCGGCUGAACGCAAGACGGCGGCCGAGGAGAAAAAGAAGGCGACUGCCGAGAAGAAGGCUCAAGCGGCCGAGAAGAAGGCCCAAGCGGCCGAGAAGAAGCGCGUCGAGGCGGAGAAGCGCGAGAAGCGCAAGUCAAACGCCAAGAGCGCCGAGUUUGUCGAGAGUGAUGUGGAAGACGGUGCGGAGGAGGAGGGCGCGGAUGUUGAAGACGAGGUCGAUGAGGUGGAGGCUGCCGAGGAGGCGGUCGAGGAGGAGGUGGAAGAGGAGGUGGACGAGCUGGACCCGACGCCAGUGGCCACGCCUCGCGCAACCCCGACGCCGAGCAAGCGCGUGAAGCGCGACGCCUCUGCCAUUGAGGACGACGACGAGGGUACGGCGGCGCGCAGAGUGACGACGUACAAGCGUACGCGCUCUGGGCGGGCGUAGGGUUGUGGUUUGUUUACUUAAUGCAUAUUAGGAGUCGCAUA
Messenger RNA from Vanrija pseudolonga, 3119 nucleotides. RefSeq names its product Cyclin-D-binding Myb-like transcription factor 1 (gene DMTF1). The coding region runs from base 1 to 3078 and encodes 1025 amino acids. Gene Ontology annotation, biological process: regulation of DNA-templated transcription. Gene Ontology annotation, cellular component: nucleus. Gene Ontology annotation, molecular function: DNA-binding transcription factor activity; transcription cis-regulatory region binding. Lineage: Eukaryota; Fungi; Basidiomycota; Tremellomycetes; Trichosporonales; Trichosporonaceae. The transcript has 7 exons. The record is from RefSeq and is a predicted model, not a curated record.